GUGAUUUCACAGCUGCUAUUUUGUUCUUUCUGUUUUUAGGGAAAAUUGCAAGAAAUGGUUGUGUCUUGUAGCUUGGAUAUUAUUAUAGUGAAUUUAUAGUCUCUUGAGGAUAUUUGUCAGUGCUGUUGCUUAUUACUGUUUUCUGUAUUCUCAGUCCUGGCACAAAUUUUAGUUGGUUUGGCCCUUUAAUUAUGAAGUAUUAUGUACGUGUAUGUAUAUGUAUAUAUUCUUUAUAUAAUUCCUCCCAUCCCAAUUUUGUUAUUGUAGCAUUAACCCUUGCUUUCUAUGUAAGGGUUACUUUUUUUAUGAUGUCUUCAUUUUCGUUUUCUUUAAAAAUUGAAAAUAUAAUACAUUCUUUACCAACUGUAAAAAUUUUGGUUUAUAAGAUAGUUUCUUGGGGUUUAUUAAUGUAAUCCAUGUACAUAGCAGAAUAUCAGGCACAGAGUAAGCACUCAAUAAAUGCCACGUUUAAAAAAAUGGAUAUAAUAACUGAACAUCAGAUUGCCUUGGAAUCAAGGUGCUAAUCCAAAGUGCAUUCUACAAGAAGCUUGUAAUUAAGGUGAAGAUAGGCGUUAUUUGUAUCCCUGGGGAAACUGAAGUAUAUCUUUGCCACUUUUAAAAGUGAACUCACUGGCAGACCCAAGUUCAGCCCGCUAACCUGAUUCUUCUUUCUUUUACUAACAAAACUAUGAUUUUUCCUUGUAUAAUUGAAUUCAGACUUAGAAAAUAGUAAACAUUUUCAAUUCUUAGGACUCACUAAAAUUCUCUCAACAUUUAUACCAAUAUUUUAUAUGAAAUGUCUUUUAGGUAAGCCUUUAUAUAAUAUGGCCUUGAUCUACCUUUCCAACUUUAUUCCUCUUAUUCUUCCAUAAUAACCCAAUGCUUUCCGUUCUCUGUACCUUUGGUCAUGCAGUUCCAUCUAUGCUUGUCAUACAUAUUUCUCCUGACUGAUUUUAGUUCUCUUACCUUGUAUAUAGAUGCUUAAAAAUGUUACAUAUAUUGGUAAUUUGAAGUGUGGGGGGAAAGUGCCCUAUGUGGAAGGAAGUUGAUGGAAUUUUUUGUUUAAAAUUCUCUUUGAGCUUCAUUAGUAUGGCCAGGCAAUUGAGUUUUCUCUAACUGGUGUGUGUUAAAAAGAUUUAGGUCUUAAGUGUCCCAUCAAUGUGUGUAGCCCUUAGAUGUAGAUGAUGGCUGAUGAUAAAUUAAGAAAACCUUUUAGGUUUCCAUUGUACAUGGAGCUAAAAUCGCUACCAGUUGACAAGUUUAAUGCUUGGAACUGUGGCUGUCAGCAGAUAGACUAAGCCAAGCGAUGAAAAUCUUACCUUUUAGAUGGUCUCUGCUUGCUUUUUGCAUCUGUUCUCUUUCUCAGUUGUCUAAGGGUCAAUAUUUCCUUAAUGUUUUGUUAAACACCAAGAUUAUAUUUAUUGUGUUUGCAUGGUAAAUAUGGGGAACAAACCUAUGUUUUAAGUAGGUGUACCCUCAAUAUAAUAUCUAAAGUAACAUGGUACAAUAUUUUAUAUAAUAAUAAAAUAACACACAAAUACUCCUUUUUUGUGUAUUUGAAAGUGCUUUCAUCUUAUCUCCUUUCUUUUCUCCUUAAAGAACACUUCCAGGGUAAUAUCUAAGUUAACAAAUGAUUUUAAAUGGUUCUGAUCUCCUUUGAAAGAAGUAGUUGUGGCUUUUUGUUGAGAUGCGAGCUUUGUACUUUUUCCUGUUAUUCUCUUUUGUCAGGUUUGUGCCCCAUCAGACAGACUAUCUUGCCUCCUCCUAUCUACUUUCUUGUGUGCAGCUUCAGUUUAACAUUUUGAAAAUUGCAGUUAGUCUUCCAUCUUAUUCCUUAGUUUGUGGUCUUAAUUUUAAACAAAGUUAUAUUAUGGGAGACAGUGUGCUGAAGAAUGCUGUUUGGCUUCCUUUCUGCUUUUCUAAUGAAAGUUUCAGAGUUAAGCUUGUCAGGAGCAUUGCUUAAAGCCACAGGACUCUUGAAUUCUCUGCAGAUACUUUGAUACACUUACGAGCAGCUUGUGAUCUAAAGUAUGCGCAACAUCAUGACAACAGAGAAGAGUUUAGUGACUGAGGCUGAAAAUUCACAGCACCAACAACAGAAGGAAGAAGGUGAGGGAGCCGUAAACUCAGGCCAACAAGAAACUCAGCUGGAGGAGGCUUCUCAAACAGCACCUGAGGGAGAUAAUCAGUGUGAGCAGAAGCUUAAAACAUCUAAUGGAGACACUCCUACACAUGAAGACUUGACCAAGAACAAGGACCGGACAUCAGAAAGCAGGGGCCUCUCACGGCUGUUCUCCUCAUUUCUCAAAAGGCCCAAAUCUCAGGUUUCUGAGGAAGAAGGCAAAGACAUAGAGUUAGCUAAAGAGAAAAGUGAAGGAGGUCAGAAAGAGAUAGAAUUUGGAACCAGUCUUGAUGAAGAGAUCAUUUUAAAGGCCCCAAUUGCAGCUCCUGAACCUGAACUCAAAACAGACCCAUCCUUGGAUCUUCAUUCAUUAAGCAGUGCAGAAACACAGCCCGCGCAGGAAGAACGCAGAGAAGAUCCAGAUUUUGAAACUAAGGAAGGAGGAGGACUUGAAGAGUGCUGCAACACAGAAGUAAAAGAAGGAAGUCCUGAAUCAAAAGCGGAAAGGGAAUUAAAAGCUUCCCAGAAAUCAAUCAGAAGACAAAGAAACAUGCACUGCAAGGUUUACUUGUUAGAUGACACAGUUUAUGAAUGUUCUGUGGAGAAACAUGCCAAGGGACAAGACUUACUUAAACAAGUAUGUCAGCACCUCAAUCUUUUGGAAAAAGACUACUUUGGUCUAGCUGUUUGGGAUAAUGGAACCUCUAAGACAUGGCUGGAUCCUGCCAAAGAAAUAAGAAAGCAGAUUUCUGGUUUCCCUUGGAAUUUCACAUUUAAUGUAAAGUUUUAUCCACCUGACCCAGCACAGUUAACAGAAGAUAUAACGAGAUAUUAUUUGUGUCUUCAGCUUCGGCAGGACAUAGUUGCAGGACGUCUGCCCUGUUCCUUUGCUACCUUAGCAUUGUUGGGUUCUUAUACCAUCCAGUCUGAGCUGGGAGACUAUGACCAAGAACUCCAUGGUGCGGAUUAUGUUAGUGAUUUUAAAUUGGCUCCAAAUCAGACCAAGGAACUUGAAGAGAAGGUCAUGGAACUGCAUAAAUCAUACAGGUCCAUGACUCCAGCUCAGGCUGACCUGGAAUUUCUUGAGAAUGCCAAAAAGUUGUCUAUGUAUGGAGUUGACCUUCAUAGAGCAAAGGAUUUAGAGGGAGUAGAUAUCAUCCUCGGUGUCUGCUCUAGUGGCCUUCUGGUUUACAAAGAUAAGCUGAGAAUUAACCGAUUUCCAUGGCCAAAAGUGCUGAAGAUUUCAUACAAACGUAGCAGCUUUUUCAUCAAGAUCCGGCCUGGAGAGCAAGAACAGUAUGAAAGUACCAUCGGAUUCAAACUUCCCAGUUACCGAGCAGCUAAGAAAUUAUGGAAAGUCUGUGUAGAGCAUCACACAUUUUUCAGACUGACAUCUACAGACACCAUUCCCAAAAGUAAAUUUCUUGCACUGGGAUCCAAAUUUCGAUACAGUGGCCGGACUCAGGCUCAGACCAGGCAAGCCAGUGCCCUGAUUGACAGGCCUGCCCCAUACUUUGAGCGUACAGCUAGCAAACGGGCAUCCCGGAGCCUUGAUGGAGCUGCUGCUGAUUCAGCAGACCGAAGUCCUUGGCCCACCUCUGCACCCGCCCUUGCUGAGAGUCAGAUCCCAGAAGACAGUGACUCAGGUUCACAGAAGAAAAGAGAAGAAAUGCCACCUGAGGAAGUUGAGCCAGAGCCCACAGAAGCAUGGAAGGUGGAAAAAACGCACAUCAAGGUCACAGUACCCACCUCAAAUGGUGACCAAACUCAGAAGCCUGCAGAAAAAACUGAAGAUCUGAUAAGAAUGAGGAAGAAAAAAAGAGAGAGACUAGAUGGUGAAAACAUUUAUAUCAGACAUAGCAAUUUAAUGUUGGAGGAUUUAGACAAGAAUCAAGAAGAGAUCAAAAAACACCAUGCCAGCAUCAGUGAGCUGAAAAAGAACUUCAUGGAAUCUGUACCAGAACCACGGCCUAGUGAGUGGGAUAAACGCUUAUCCACUCACUCCCCGUUCCGAACACUUAGCAUCAAUGGGCAAGUCCCCACAGGAGAAGGACCUCCCCUGGUAAAGACUCAGACUGUCACCAUCUCAGAUUCUGCCAAUGCUGUGAAAAGUGAAAUCCCAACCAAAGACGUCCCUAUUGUCCACACUGAGACAAAGACCAUCACUUAUGAGGCUGCCCAGACUGAUGACAACAAUGGGGACUUGGACCCAGGAGUCUUGCUGACAGCUCAGACCAUCACAUCCGAGACCACAAGCGGCACCACCACAACUCAGAUUACCAAGACUGUAAAAGGUGGGAUGUCAGAGACUCGAAUUGAAAAGAGAAUUGUGAUUACAGGAGAUACUGAUAUUGACCAUGAUCAGGUCCUUGCACAGGCCAUCAAGGAAGCAAAGGAGCAGCACCCAGAUAUGUCAGUGACCAAGGUGGUCGUCCAUCAGGAGACCGAGAUCGCUGAGGAGUGAGCUCAGGAACUAUACUACCCCCAACUCCCUGCCCUUCUUCCACCUAAGAGAAAACCAGCAAAAUGAUAAAGAAGCUAACCCGGAGUAAUCAGACUUCAGACUUUCAAGAUUAUUCUACACCACCAGAAAAUGAAUUUCCUUUUCUAUUUGGAGUUUAUACCAAGAGAGUCUUCUAGAUAUCACUGAUCCUUUUGGAUACCUUUUUCUAUAUUGUGAUACCAGAAAUUGUUCAACUCUUCACUCUAUGGACUGGUUUUAAGUAGUUUUUGUUUUGAUUUUGUUUUUAACAGGGUGGUUUGCAACCCCUUCAACCUAGCCUCUCUCCAUUUAUUUCCAACCCAGAUACUGACAGAGUCCACAGAAUUCUUCAGAAAAUCCUCCAAAGACUCUGUCAGCUGUGUUGGAGGCCAAAGCCAGCUUAAGGGGGCUUUCCUGCUCCUCCCCUACUUCUGUACCCUUUGGAUGACAGCAAAAUGUUCAUAAACCAGAUCUUUCUCAGAUCCAGUGAUGUGACUUUACCAGAAUGUCAGGCAGGUGGCUGCCCUGGUUUAGAGAGGCAGAGACCUCUGCUAAGAAUGUAGUGUUAUGUUUCUUUCCUUCUCUUCCAUUCUUUGUUUUUGGAGCUUCUUUAGAUCAAAGAUAUAAGAAGGUGCAUCAGAUAUAUCUGAUACUGUGAAUGUUUGAACAUAUCAGUGGCCUUCACCUUCCUGCCCUCCUUCCCCAGCUGCCCUUUUACCUCAUUAUAAGCAGUGGCUCUGCUAAAUGCUCCCCCAGCUGCCAUCUCAGGAGACCAAAACUCACAGAAAAAUAGGCACUUUCAGCCAGAAGCCCGAAUGGCACAUUUGUAGUGGUGAUUUGAGGAAGGAAAGUUAAUGAGGUUUUUAAAAUAAGGUUUUCCAGUUCUGGGAGUGUGCACUUGACCCAGCGGAAUAGUGGAGUUUACCUCAGUCAGAUCCUGGUAAGAAGUAUUUCCAGGUGACCAUCCCUGGACCUCUUUCUUUAAUCCUGGGAUGAAAAGAGGGGUUGUGUUCCUUGAUCUGUAGUCUCCCCACAGACACCUUCCUGAAGACAACCUUCUGGAGCAAGGGAGUGGCUUUUAGGGGCCAUCCUUCCCACGAAAUGACCAUGGGCAUUCAUUUCCCCUCACCAUCUGAGGUCAGGUUUUAUAAGCUUGAUUUUGGGUUUAGCUUUUUUGUUUUUGGAAAUGUGAGCAUUGAUGUCCUCAAUUCCACCGUUCCUGUGUACCUUCUAGUAAAGAUUUGAGGGUAUUUUAUUCAGUUGGGCUUUUCUAAUCUUCCAGCUUGCUUCCCACAAACAAAUCUUCCUGGAGGCUUCUUGGAAUCCUAAUUCUAAGCUAGCAGUGAACUUUAUGAGAUAGACAGUGGAUCACAGACAGCACUUGCUGGGGCUCAAGGGCAGUGAGCAAGAGAAAGAGACAUAAAGCCUUUGCUCCCCACAGUGGGAGCCAGCAGGAUGUCCAAAGUCUCUACUUACGGAGUUUUGCUGGGACAUCCUGGCUGGUUUGAACUGAUUUCAGGUGUGUGCAUUUUUCUUUUAGUACUCAUGUGAGACUGUUAUUAACCAGGAGGUAGUUCUGAGGAGAAAAGGUGAGGGCACCAGUGGGAUGUGUGGGCUUGGGGGAAAGGAGGUUGUCCUGUCUCAGGAAGACUUGCAGGCUUAACAGGCUGUGGGCAGAGGAUCUGAAAUGAUGGGCUCUCUGGGUGGUGCCUAGGCCUGGGCUGUCUUGUCAGAAGUAGUGGUUAGGUUAGAAAUACAGCUCACAUCAAACAAGCAUGUGAUGUGAGUGUGCUUCCCAAGAGCUGUGUGCCAAUGGCCAGCUCUCCUGCUGAAAGAGCUACUGGCACCCACAAAGCUGAAACCUGGGGAGUGAAGAGGAUGGGGGAAAGGAGGGCACACGUGUGUCCAUUUAAAACUUAGCAUACUGAAUAUUCUGUGCUAUCCAGAUUAUUGUUGUAGUUUUCAUAGCACAGGACCAUGAGUCAGGGAGCCUAAACCUUCCUUCAGCCCUGUCACUAGCUCACUACACUUCUGAGUCUGCUUCCUUGUCUGUAAAUUUGGACCAGAAGAUCUCUAAUGCUCUUCCAGCUCUGAGAAGCCAUGAUUUGGACAAGCCCAGCAAGAGGGGUGUCCUUCCAAGCCUGGACUUCCUCUUUUCUCCCUCUCUGGCAACAAAUGUUGGGGUUUGGCAAUUGUUUGGAUUUUUUUCUUCUUGCAGUUGUUGUAUGUGUGUGUAUGUGUGUAAAAACAGACUCUGUCCUGGUGGAAAUGGUGAAGAGGGGGAGGAAAGUUACAUCUCCAGAGUCAAUGACUUGGCAACAAUUUUCCUAAAGUGACUCAGACACACCACAGUAACAACUCUUGCUGCAAUUUUAUUUUCACUUGAGAAGUAAAGAUAUCCUCCAGGCCACAUGAGGUCUCUGCCACCCACCCACCCAUCAGCACAGCAGGACCUGUGUUCAUAAGCCAAGGAUCCAGUGAGCCCUGGCUACCGCAGGCCCACCACCAUACGUUCUGCAGGGCAGCUAACACACCCUGGGCAACGGAGGCACAGCGAUGGCCUCACCAACACCAAGGGAUGCUCAUGGGAAGUCUCUGCCCAGGAUCCCAGCCCCAGGCUGGUUUUGUUUUUACAAAUCUCUCUCAAAUGUAUUAUUUUGGUGACAGAAAUGAAGGAGCUUUGUAAAAUUUUUUAAAAUUAUGAAUCAUAUCAAGUAGCUGUUUACCUUUCUUGACAAAAUUGGAACUAUGGCAGCAGAAUCAAACUAGCAAAAAUCUUUAGAUUAAAUAGGCAAUAAUUAGGUCUUCUAUUUUGGCCUUUUGUAGUAAGAGAAGUGAUGGUAGUGUUUAGAUACGUGUUUGGUCUUGCUUCUCGUAUUGCAUUUUUCAAUAAACUUUCAAAAAAAAAAAAA
This is a messenger RNA of Trichechus manatus latirostris (Florida manatee), 7516 nucleotides long. It is a transcript of the gene EPB41, whose product is annotated as erythrocyte membrane protein band 4.1. Gene Ontology annotation, cellular component: cytoskeleton; plasma membrane. Gene Ontology annotation, biological process: cortical actin cytoskeleton organization. Gene Ontology annotation, molecular function: actin binding; structural molecule activity. The record is from RefSeq and is a predicted model, not a curated record. Bases 2031 to 4586 code for a protein of 851 amino acids. The transcript has 21 exons. NCBI's taxonomy places the organism in Eukaryota, Metazoa, Chordata, Mammalia, Sirenia, Trichechidae.